AUGCUCGCAAACUCGGCAAUGGCAAACAGUCCCAGCUCGCAAACGAGCGGAUCUGUAUCGAUCAAGGAGCGGGUCGCCUCUGUCAUAAAAACCUUCCAAGAUCAGGUCAUAAACGAGACAAUCAGUGAUGACGAAGUGGACGACGUACACACGCUGCUUAAAGCAUGUUGUUCGUUCAUCCUGAGGUACACCAACUCCCGACGUUCCGUCAACCGGCUCCCUCCCGAAAUCCUCCGCCUAGUUUUCCUCCAAUACGUCCAGACCACAGACGUUGCGAGCCUCGCGUCAGGCAAAGUCAAAGACGUUGGCUGGCCACACACCCAUCUUCGUAUCGGCGACGUCCUGUUGCUCACCCAUGUCUGCAAGCGCUGGCGCGAGGUUGCUCACGAUCUACCCGGCCUUUGGACCUCGAUCAGGGACGCACACGCGAGAGAGACGAGGGACAUUCUGAGCCGUGCAAAUGGCUUACCGCUGAAGGUCCUCGUCUCCGCUGGGAAACGGUCAGACUGGUUCUGGGACAUCUGCAUGGAAUACGGAGCGUCGAUCCAGGAGCUGCAUUGGGUCUCGGCGAAGAACCACGGUGGGGACCUCACCUCCAUUCCCGCGCUGGACAUCAAGGCGUCCAACGUAGUGCGCCUCUCGUUGAGCAGAGGUGCGAGCGACCAGGCAAGAUAUCGUAGCGCCUCAAUUCUCAGAGGAGCUACCGCCAACGUGAAGGUCCUCUCGCUCAACGGCAUCAACUGGUUCCCUUCCAACCGCUUUCAGGCGCUGACCCACCUCGUUCUCUCGGGCUCUAUGCCGUUGAACGAUCUUCUCGCCUUCAUGCCACGUUGUCCCACCCUUCAAACUCUCGUGCUUCGAAGUGGUGUCGCCCUGUCGAAUCUGGAUGCACCCGUCGGUGCCAACCACGUACGACACCCCCAGUUGCGGAGAUUAUCGGUAGACUUGGACCCCUGCCGGUCCCUACCUACGUUGCUGGCCCGUCUCGACUUCAAUCGCCCCGCCGCCGCCGUCGACAUCGUUAUGAGCACGCUCAAGGUGCAGGCUGCACCACCUUUCAGCCGAGUGGACAUCCCCGACUGCUACACCGACCGACUCUUCCCCCCCUCCGACCACAUCGACAAACCGCUCACACGUCUAUACCUCACGCAGUCGUCGAAGAACCGCAAAUGGAGCUCCCUCGUGGCCCUGAGCGACACGGCCGGGAUCCGCUUCAAGAGCGUCGUCCCACUUGCGUUCGACCACGCAAUGAUCCUCUCGCACAACAUCGCGCUCAGCCAGGUCACCGAGAUCUGGCUCGAGGCGAUCGACGAGGCUAUGUUCCAGCUGUUCGUCGCGCUCCGCCAGGAGAUGCCCGCGUUGCAGACGCUGAACCUCGUGCACCCCGAGCGCGUCGACGCCGUACACAUGACCAUGACGAUGUUCGUGCAGACGCUGCGUAUGCCGCGCAUGCCCCACCAAAGGUCGCCGCCGCCGCCGGUGCCCACACUUCGCGUCGUGCUUGGGGGCGCGGCGUCCAUCGACCGCGACGAAGGGACGUUCGAGGUGCUCCGCGAGCUGACCGGGUUCAGCCUGUUCAGGGAGAAGAAGAACCGGCUGAUCCUGCGGGCGACGGAGUUUCCGCCGGAGUUCUACCAGGAGGUGCUGCCUGCGCUCAGCGAGAACUGGGAGUCCGUGGUGACAGAGGUGGGUUCUGUUGGGGAAGUGGCAAUGGUCGUUCCGUCUGUUGUCGGGGCAGAUCCUGUUUUCUCGUCCUGGGAAGGGUGGUUCUGA
Molecule: messenger RNA, 1773 nt
Organism: Trametes versicolor FP-101664 SS1
Lineage: Eukaryota; Fungi; Basidiomycota; Agaricomycetes; Polyporales; Polyporaceae
Exons: 3
Coding region: 1-1773 (590 amino acids)
Molecular function (GO): protein binding
Source: RefSeq, a predicted model, not a curated record